Messenger RNA from Dicrocoelium dendriticum, 1122 nucleotides. Lineage: Eukaryota; Metazoa; Platyhelminthes; Trematoda; Plagiorchiida; Dicrocoeliidae. The record is from the annotation of a GenBank genome assembly.
AUGCUAGCCAGCUGCAUGAUAGAUACUUUGAAACACUCAACUGCCAGUCCUGAAGUCAGCUGUGAACAUGAAAAGCGCACACAACCUCAAGUGGUCAAAUGCAAUGAGCGCCAUUCGGAUGAGGACACAGAGUCAAAAGUACCUGUUGAAGAGGAUCACAUAGUGGCAGAACACAAAAAUCCGAAACCCAUUUGUAUUGCUUGCGAGCAAGCUGCACUUAAGAAAAUGCUAGCCAGCUGCGUGUUAGAUAGUUCGAAGCAAUCAACUGGCACGCCAGUGGUCAGCUUUCAACAUGGAAAGCGAACACAACCUCAAGUGGUUAAAUGCCAUGAGCACGAUUCGGAUGAGGACACUGAGUCAAAAGUACCUGUUGAAGAGGAUCACAUAGUGGCAGAACACAAAAAUCCGAAACCCAUUUGUAUUGCUUGCGAGCAAGCUGCACUUAAGAAAAUGCUAGCCAGCUGCUUGUUAGAUACUUCAAAGCAAUCAACUGGCACUCCAGUGGUCAGCUUUCAACAUGGACAGUGCACAAAACCUCAUGUGGUUAAAUGCAAUGAGCGCGAUUCGGAUGAGGACACUGAGUCAAAAGUACCUGUUGAAGAGGAUCACAUAGUGGCAGAACACAAAAAUCCGAAACCCAUUUGUAUUGCUUGCGAGCAAGCUGCACUUAAGAAAAUGUUAGCCAGCUGCGUGUUAGAUAAUUCGAAGCAAUCAACUGGCACUCCAGUGGUCAGCUUGGAACAUGGAAAACGCACACAACCUCAUGUGGUUAAAUGCAAUGAGCGCGAUUCGGAUGAGGACACUGAGUCAAAAGUACCUGUUGAAGAGGAUCACAUAGUGGCAGAACACAAAAAUCCGAAACCCAUUUGUAUUGCUUGCGAGCAAGCUGCACUCAAGAAAAUGUUGGCCGGCUGCAUAUUAAAUAAGUCGAGACAUCCAACUGGCUUUAGUGAAGACAGCUGGGAAGAAGGAAAGCACCCACAGCCGCAGAAUCUCGAUUGUGCUGACAGACAUUCGGAUGAAGACAUUGACUCAAAAGUACCUGUUAAAGAGGACCAGAAAAUGGCAGAAGACAGCACUUUGAAACCGACAUGUAUUGCUUGUGAGCAAGCUACAAUUAAG